AACGGCGGGAAAACAUUUGUCACUGUGAUGGUAAAACUGUCAAAAACUGCCAUUGUACUUGUACUGUUAGCUUUUUAGAUCACGGCGGUUUUAUUUACAAAUAAUUCGUGACGUUUCAUUUCAAUAAAUGUAAAAAUCUAUUCAUUUUCUUACUAUAAAUAAAAUUCAGUGCCUUAGUCCUAAAUUAUAAAAAUGAGCUCUGGUGAUAUUCAAGAUAUGCCACGCACAACCAGAAGAUCUUUAAGGACGAUUCAAAGUACUGCAACGGACACCGAAAAUUUGGUGGGUAAACCAUCAAAUAGUCCUAAACAUCAGUUAUCCCGAGAAUCUCCUGUCCUCGACAUAGCUCCUCCAGUAAAAAGGAAAAGUCCAUCUCACAAGAAAAUUCAAGCUAACCUUGACGACAAAGUAUCGGUUGAUGAUUUGACCAAUCCUAAAACAGCUUCUAAAAAUUACUGGAAAGCUUUAGCUACUAAGAGCCAGUCGGCUUUGCAAGAAGCAUUAAGCCAGAAUGAGAAGCUUCAUGAAACAAUAGAAGAACUUAAGGAGGAGAUAGUUAAGCUCAGGGAAAUGUUGGAAGAAGCUAAUGCCUUUGUGGAAGUUGUUAAGGAUUUAACCAAUAAUACUAAUGAUGACACAGGCAUUGAUGUCAAUGAUGUCAGCCAGACCGAUUCUCUGGAUGACACACAAAAAACUGAAGAUGGCAAUGAACAAACUUCUUUGUAGACAAUAAUUUCUUUAUUUCUAGUUAUGUAAGUUAUAUUCUGUACAAUCAAUAUAUUUGACAAUAAUCAGAUUUUAGGUGAGGGCAGUAUUGCACAUUAAUUUACUAUUUCUUUAUUAAAUUUAAUUUAAAUCGAAAAUUGAACCUUACCCAAAAAUUUGAUUGUAAGAAAUAUGUGUUUUCCUAUAUUUAGUUGU
Papilio xuthus (Asian swallowtail) is the source of this 921-nucleotide messenger RNA. RefSeq names its product geminin DNA replication inhibitor (gene geminin). Gene Ontology annotation, biological process: negative regulation of cell cycle; negative regulation of DNA replication. The transcript is spliced from 5 exons. The coding region runs from base 193 to 726 and encodes 177 amino acids. Lineage: Eukaryota; Metazoa; Arthropoda; Insecta; Lepidoptera; Papilionidae. The record is from RefSeq and is a predicted model, not a curated record. Gene Ontology annotation, cellular component: nucleus.